Molecule: messenger RNA, 2071 nt
Organism: Mesocricetus auratus (golden hamster)
Lineage: Eukaryota; Metazoa; Chordata; Mammalia; Rodentia; Cricetidae
Gene: Igfbp4
Product: insulin like growth factor binding protein 4
Exons: 4
Coding region: 266-1030 (254 amino acids)
Biological process (GO): regulation of insulin-like growth factor receptor signaling pathway
Cellular component (GO): extracellular region
Molecular function (GO): insulin-like growth factor I binding; insulin-like growth factor II binding
Source: RefSeq, a predicted model, not a curated record
UCGGUCCCGGGCAGCCGCUCAGCCCCCUGCCCCCGCCGCCUGCUGGGCCGGGCCGAGGAUGCAGCGCAGCGCCUCGGUGGCCAGGCUCGCUCCGCUCCAGCGUGCUUGCUAACUUCCCCAGCUCCGUCUCUGCCUGCCGGGACCGGCCCGUGUCCCUGCGCCCUCCGGGUCCGGUCAUCUAAGCGCACUGGGCACUGUCUCCGGGUCCCUUGCAGUCCUCUCGCGAGCCCGCGCUCCCCUUCUGUGCCCCAUCUUCGUCCUCACCAUGCUGCCCUUCGGCCUCGUGGCCGUCCUGCUGCUGGCCGCAGGGCCUCGGCCGAGCCUGGGCGACGAAGCCAUCCACUGUCCCCCCUGCUCCGAGGAGAAGCUGGCGCGCUGCCGCCCCCCUGUGGGUUGCGAGGAGCUGGUGCGGGAGCCUGGCUGCGGUUGUUGCGCCACUUGUGCCCUGGGCUUGGGGAUGCCCUGCGGGGUGUACACCCCACGCUGUGGUUCAGGCAUGCGCUGCUACCCUCCCCGGGGAGUGGAGAAGCCCCUGCGCACACUGAUGCACGGGCAGGGCGUGUGCACGGAGCUGUCGGAGAUCGAGGCCAUCCAGGAAAGCCUGCAGUCCUCUGACAAGGAUGAGAGCGACCAUCCCAACAACAGCUUCAACCCCUGCAGUGCCCAUGAUCAUAGGUGCCUGCAGAAGCAUAUGGCCAAGAUGCGAGAUCGGAGCAAGAUGAAGGUCGUGGGGACACCACGGGAGGAACCCCGUCCUGUGCCCCAGGGUUCCUGCCAGAGUGAGCUGCACCGGGCCCUGGAGCGGCUGGCUGCCUCUCAGAGCCGUACCCACGAGGACCUCUUCAUCAUCCCCAUUCCUAACUGUGACCGCAACGGCAACUUCCACCCCAAACAGUGUCACCCCGCCCUGGAUGGACAACGUGGCAAGUGCUGGUGUGUGGAUCGGAAGACAGGGGUGAAGCUUCCAGGGGGCUUGGAACCCAAGGGAGAGCUGGACUGCCACCAACUGGCUGACAGCUUCCAAGAGUGAGGCCUGCCAGCAGGUGGGGUCCUCAGCGCUCCCUACUAGGCCCCUGUCCUCCAGGGGGCUGUAGAGUUGACCUGACAUGGAGCUGGAUCUGAGUCCUGGCUCUCUGCCUCUGGCCCUGCCCAAAGUUUCCCUUGAUGUGUGUGUGUGUGUGUGUGUGUGUGUGUGUGUGUGUGUGUGUGUGUGUGUGUGUUUAUGGGCACAAGUGUGGCCCGCCCAUGGGGUAAGCCUGAACCUAGAGUACCCACUAUGGGCUUAGAUAGCCCAAGAGGUUUGAGUGUAGCAACAGGAAGCCCCAGUAUGUUUUCAAAUCAAUCUUGAAUUCAUUCAUUCAUUCAUUCAGCCAUCUGAAAAUGUGUAUGGACAACAUACUACAUGCCAGCUUUAGUUUUCAGCCCUGGGAGGCCUCAUUCUAAUUUCCUCUGAUUGUGGCAUGCGAGGUAUUCCUAUAAGGUCACCAGAGGCCUGUAGAAGAGAAACCUCAUUCUUGGAGUCAGAGAGAAAGAAAGUUGUGACCAUUGACUGCUCUCUGUCUCCUCAUCUUAGUCAGUGUGGGAUGGUGUGGAGUUGGGGACCCCUGUUCUCAUUCCUCAGACCUUCCAGGGGCAGAGAUUGGGGAACAGGGCCCAGCUUUGGGUCUGGGUCACCUUGCAGAGGGAGCUUUGUGUGGAAGAGGAAUGGGGUCAGAGGAAGGCCUGAAGGACAGGGGGCAGGGAGUCAGGUGAGAAGAAAGGAUGCAGGAUUGAGUUGUGUGUGUCUGAUGGAGAGGAGGACUCGAGUUCUGUCCUGGGUUCUAAUUGUGGUUGCUGGUCAUGACCGCUCCAGGAUGACCCUAUUUUUCCAUCUGCCCACUGCCUGUGGCCCUGCCUCCCUCCCCCUAUUCCCCCUCCCUCACUAUCUCCUGUCCUACCCACUACCCUCCUGGGCAUUUUCUGGCUUGCCUGGAUAGAUUUAGAGACCUGCUUGUUGGCUGUGAUGUCUUUUCAUUCAUUUUUUUUCUUUUUUAAAAAAAACAAAACAGAACAAAACCAAAAAGUGUCCAGA